Megalobrama amblycephala (Wuchang bream) is the source of this 2510-nucleotide messenger RNA. RefSeq names its product E3 ubiquitin-protein ligase TRIM11-like. The transcript has 7 exons. Gene Ontology annotation, molecular function: zinc ion binding; ubiquitin-protein transferase activity; protein binding. Lineage: Eukaryota; Metazoa; Chordata; Actinopteri; Cypriniformes; Xenocyprididae. Gene Ontology annotation, biological process: protein ubiquitination. The record is from RefSeq and is a predicted model, not a curated record. Bases 97 to 1695 code for a protein of 532 amino acids.
GGUGACUUCAGUGAAAGUGAAACUGGAAACGUCUUCACACAACGUUUCUUUUCAGAAACUGAAAUUAACAGUCAAAUCUGAUAUUCACUCACAGUCAUGGCAUCCUCCAGUGGUCCAGCACUUAACGAGGAGCUCCAGUGCUCCAUCUGUCUGGAAGUGUUCACUGAUCCAGUCACCACUCCAUGUGGACACAACUUCUGCAGAACCUGCCUGAUCAAGUGCUGGACGCACACACAGACCUGCUUCUGUCCAUUCUGUAAAGAAACAUUCAGCAAAAGACCUGAUCUCAAGAUUAAUACAACACUCAGAGAGGUUGUGCAACACUUUAAGGAGAAGCUCAGUCUAGGAGAAUCUGAGGGGUUCUGUGACAUCUGUGAUGAAAGAAAGCAAAAAGCUGUGAAGACCUGCCUGACAUGUCAAAGCUCUUACUGUGACUCUCAUCUGGAGCCUCAUCGCAGGGUCCCACGUCUAAACAAACACACACUGAUCAAUGCUGUGGAAAAUCUGGAGGAUUAUAUAUGUCAGAAACAUGAGCGACCUCUGGAGCUGUUCUGCAGAGAUGAUCAGACAUGUGUUUGUCUGUUCUGCACUGAAGGAGAACACAGGACUCACAACACUGUUCCUUUAGAGGAGGAGAGUCGAGAGAAGAAGAAUCAGCUGGUUCAGACACAGACAGACAUUCAUCAGAUGAUCCAGGACAGAAUGAAGAAGAUUCAAGAGAUCCAGCACUCAGUAAAACUUAGAAAAAGAAACACAGAGGAAGAGAAAUCAUCCAGUGUUGAGCUCUUCACUGACCUGAUCCACUCCUUUGAGAGAUGUCAGUCUGAGCUGCUGAAGAUGAUGGAGGAACAGCAGAAAGCAGCAGAGAAACAGGCUGAAGAUCUCAUUAAUGAGCUGCAGCAGGAAAUCACUGAGCUGAGGAAGAAAAACACUGAGCUGGAGCAGCUCUCACACAUUGACGAUCAUCUGCACAUCCUACAGAUGUACUCACCCCUGUGCAGUUAUCCGCACACCAAGAACUGGACUGAGAUCAGGAUUGACUCUGAUGUGAAUGUGAACUCGCUGCAUAGAGCUCUGACACAACUGAAGAAAACUCAAGAGACACUAAAUGAAAAACUCAGUCAAACUGGGUUGAAGUGGGCUCAGAAGUAUGCAGUGGAUGUGACUCUGGAUCCUGAUACAGCGAAUCCAUAUCUCAUCCUGUCUGAUAAUGGAAAACAAGUCAGUCAUGGAGACACUGAGCAAGACGUCCCAGAAAACCCAAAGAGAUUUUCUGAGGGUCUAUGUGUUCUGGCAAAGGAGGGAUUCAGUUCAGGGAGAUUUUACUAUGAGGUGCAGGUGAAGGGAAAAACUAAGUGGGUUUUAGGAGUGGCCAGAGAAUCCAUUGACAGGAAGGGGGGGGUCACACUGAGUCCUGAGGAUGGAGUCUGGAUUCUGGGUCUGACUGAUGACAAUGAAUAUAUAGUUUGUGAUAAUCCAUCUGUCUCUUUCCCUCAGAGUGAGAGACCUGAGAAGAUGGGUGUGUUUGUGGAUUAUGAGGAGGGUCUGGUCUCUUUUUAUGACGUGGGCUCCAGCUUUCAUAUCUAUUCUUUCACUGGUCAGAAUUUCACUGAGAAACUCUAUCCAUACUUUAACCCAGCCGAUAAUGAUGAAAGUAAAAACUCAAGUCCACUGGUCAUCUCACCGCUCAGUUAAACCUGGAAAGAUUAUGAACCAUGAAAUGCCUAAAUGAGAUAUUCAUUUACACAAAUGGAAGCUCAUUUCUAUAAAUAUUUAAAUUUUUUUACUUGGUGUGCAGAUAUUGUAAAGGCAAAAUAUGUAAAUUUUUUUGGAUUGAAAUAUCCAAAAACCCCUAGAACAGUGUUAUAUAUUUUGUUGACUUGUGUACUUAAAUUAUCCCAAAUGCUUCCAAGAAUGUUUAAAUCGAGAGAAAUAAGCAAUUUGAACCAGGACUCGAACCGUGUCCGUGCAUCCCCUAUCAAUGACAUCAUACCCGUGUUACCCUCGUUUUCCGGUUUUAUUUUGUAGAAAACAUGGAAACACCAAAGACGCUUUAAUAUAUUACGUGCUUUAUUAGACAGGUGAGCAACUGUUUGGAUAUAUUCAUCGACAGAAAACUAAUCAUGUUUUAUAGCUCAACACAGCAAGUCUUAUUGUUUGAAUCUUGUUUCCUUGAUUUACAAGUGUCUAUAUAACAACUUUAAAUACAUGUAACGACACAAUUAUUUGUCAUAUUUAACAAAUAAUCUUUAAAACUCACUCUGGGGUCUCAGUUACCAUGGACACCAUAUGAUAAGGCUUAGUUUAUUGCCAAGAACUAUGUAGCCACGUGGAAAAGCAGAGGCCAUAGAAAACCCAUAGCCCUCAAAACAGACUUUCCUGCAUUAAUUUAUAGAUGAACUGAUUUAUAAAUGAACAUGCAUCCCAGGACAUUGUGUUUAUGAUUAUGACUGUUUUAAGAACCAAUGGUUAAUGUAAACUCACCUAAACUAAUAAAAUGGUGCCUAUGA